UGCAUAAGAAUUUCUACCCAUUAAACAUUACUCUUCCCCUCUCUCUUUCUCUCUCUCUCUCUCUCAGAUCAUCAUGUCAACCGAAGCCAGAAAAGAUUCCACGGAAGCAGCUGGGUCAUCGUCGUCGAUGAGGCCCGGCGCGGCGGCGGAUCACCCGACGACGGCGCUGAGCCGGUACGAGUCGCAGAAGCGGCGAGACUGGAACACGUUCGGGCAGUAUCUGAAAAAUCAAACGCCGCCGGUGGCGCUGUCCCAGUGCAACUGCAAUCACGUGCUGGAAUUUCUCCGGUACCUGGACCAGUUCGGGAAGACCAAGGUUCACUUACCCGGGUGCGUGUUCUUCGGGCAGCCCGACCCGCCCGCCCCGUGUACCUGCCCGCUCCGCCAGGCCUGGGGCAGCCUCGACGCGCUGAUCGGACGCCUCCGAGCCGCCUACGAGGAGCACGGCGGAUCGCCGGAGACCAACCCCUUCGGAAAUGGAGCAAUCAGAGUUUAUUUACGCGAAGUGAAGGAGUGUCAGGCAAAAGCAAGAGGAAUUCCGUACAAGAAAAAGAAGAGAAAAAGAGCCCAAUUGAAGCCCAAUAACGAUGAUCAUCAAGAUCACAAAAAUCACCUACCUUAAAAUCAAAUCAAAAAAAUUCCACCUUGAUCUUCCUCUCAAUUUCCUGUUUCAGGACAAGAAAGCAAUCGAUUAUCGAGAGUGUAUAAAUGUGGAACGAGUUGAAGGGUUUUUCUAUCUGAAAAAAUACUUAAUGUUGUAGAGUUAAUUAUAUAAAGAAAAGAGAAUUGAAAUAAUGAGAAAAAAAAAUUAGAAUAGUAUGCAGCAAGAGUAGCUAGGCUUGCUCCCAUUUCUAGUUAAUUACAAGAAAAUGGCAUCCAACUUGUAAGUUCACUUUUUAGUUUCAUGUUAAGAGGGUGACAAACCAAAGACUAUAUAUACAUUGUCACCUCUUUUACCUGUCACAUUUAAGAACCAUAAAAGUAGAAAAAAAAAUGUCAU
Momordica charantia (bitter melon) is the source of this 1000-nucleotide messenger RNA. RefSeq names its product protein LIGHT-DEPENDENT SHORT HYPOCOTYLS 10. Gene Ontology annotation, cellular component: nucleus. The record is from RefSeq and is a predicted model, not a curated record. Gene Ontology annotation, biological process: mRNA transcription; response to light stimulus. Lineage: Eukaryota; Viridiplantae; Streptophyta; Magnoliopsida; Cucurbitales; Cucurbitaceae.